AGGAGGGGGUACCUCUGCAGGGCACAUUUUAGGUGUUGAGUAAACAUUUUCCCAUUGAUUAAUGGGCUAGAGACUACGAAGGGUAUCAGACGAAUGACAAAGAGCUCCCCUCCCGGUUGUUAGCACACUGCCCUUAGCAGCAGUCAGUAGUGGUUUGCCUGAAUCUCUCCUCACAGGCCUGUGAGGUCCUUUAGACUACUUUUCACUCUCCAGCCUGAUGCCUGGAUUAGAGUUGGUGUUCAACAAAUAACUCUUGGGUGAAGGAAAUGAAUGAGAAGUGAACCCUGCCAUUCAGGAGCUGCGCAAUUAUUUAGCGAAUUUCUGCAAAAAUUUACAAACACGCCGCCUUUCCCCGAUGCUUCCAGACGACCGCCUCAGGGUGAACCCCAUACAGUUCCGGGGUCGAAGCCUUUCAGACCUUCCUCCCCAGCGAGGCAGAUGAGAGGGCAUGGGAGGGCGGGUGAGAGGCGGCCCUGAGCCCGUCCUCCACGCCCGGCCGCGGGCCCCCAGCUGCCGCGCGCCCCGCCCCUCACCACGCGCACCUCCUGUCUCUGCGAGCUGGGCCGCCGGGCGGCGCGCGACCUCCGCGUCGCUCUGGGCUGGCUGUGGCAACGCCGCGCGGGUGGGUGGGAUCGUGGCGGAGUUUCGCGCGCCGGGGAAGGGGCGGCAGAGCGCCAUGGCGUCCGCUGUGGCGGUGGCAUCCGGUUCCAGUUCUGCGGCGAGUUGAGGGGGCGGAGGAGGCACAGCUUCUUGAAGACCCAGGAGGCCACAGCUGCCCGCGCCCCCGCCUUCGUCCUUGCGGGCCACGGCUCCAGCAUGGCCGGGAUCAUCAAGAAGCAGAUCUUGAAGCACCUGUCCCGGUUCACUAAGAAUCUUUCCCCGGACAAAAUCAACUUGAGCACCCUGAAAGGGGAGGGCCAGCUGACCAACCUGGAGCUGGAUGAAGAGGUUCUACAGAAUGUGCUGGAGCUGCCCACCUGGUUGGCCAUCACUCGGGUCUACUGCAACAGGGCCUCCAUCCGGAUCCAGUGGACAAAGUUGAAGACGCAUCCAAUUUGCUUGUGUCUGGAUAAGGUAGAGGUGGAGAUGAAAACAUGUGAGGAGCCUCGGCCCCCAAAUGGACAGUCUCCCAUUGCCCUUGCUUCAGGACAGAGUGAGUAUGGCUUUGCCGAGAAGGUGGUGGAAGGGAUGUUCAUCAUUGUUAAUUCCAUCACCAUCAAGAUUCACUCCAAGGCCUUCCACGCCUCUUUUGAAUUGUGGCAGCUCCAGGGCUACAGUGUCAAUCCCAACUGGCAGCAGAGUGACCUCCGCCUCACCCGCAUCACCGACCCCCGCCGAGGAGAGGUUUUAACAUUUAAGGAAAUAACGUGGCAAACUCUUCGAAUUGAGGCAGAUGCCACAGACAAUGGUGAUCAGGACCCAGUUACCACUCCAUUGCGGCUCAUUACCAAUCAAGGCAGGAUCCAAAUAGCCCUCAAGAGAAGAACCAAAGAUUGCAAUGUGAUCGCCUCCAAGCUGAUGUUCCUGUUGGAUGACCUGCUCUGGGUGCUAACUGACUCGCAGCUCAAGGCUAUGAUGAAGUAUGCAGAGUCGCUGAGCGAGGCCAUGGAGAAGUCAGCCCAGCAGAGAAAGAGCCUGGCCCCUGAACCUGUACAGAUCACCCCACCUGUUCCCAGUGCUCAGCAGUCCUGGGCCCAGGCAUUCAGUGGCAGUCAAGCCAACAGCAACAGUAGCAGCAGUCGCCUCAGCCAGUACUUUGAGAAAUUUGAUGUGAAAGAGUCCUCCUACCAUCUGCUCAUCUCUCGCCUGGACCUGCACAUUUGUGAUGACAGCCAGUCCCGAGAGCCAGGUGUUUCUGCAAACAGACUCAUGGGUGGUGCCAUGCAACUUACCUUCCGCAAGAUGGCAUUUGACUAUUACCCCUUCCACUGGGCAGGUAGGAGAAUUCCGAAUGGGGGCAAUUCUAGCAUGGCCCAAAGGAUUGAGGGUGAUAGCUGCAAACAUUGGGUACGGCACUGUGAGGCCAUGGAGACCCGAGGACAGUGGGCCCAGAAGCUGGUGAUGGAGUUUCAGAGUAAACUGGAAAAGUGGCAUGAGGAGACGGGUCUGAAUCCACCCUGGCACCUGGAGGUGGACUCUCCCUUACGAAGAAAAGCAGAUUCUCUCUCUAGUCCUCGAAAGAACAUGCUUGAGAGAAGUCCCUCUCAGUGCCAACAGGCUGCCUUUCGGCCCCCAGCAUGGAAUCGCUUACGCUCUAGCUGCAUGGUAGUACGGGUGGAUGACCUAGAUAUCCACCAGGUUUCUACAGCCAGACAACCAAGUAAGAAGCCAUCUACACUCCUUUCCUGUAGUCGAAAACUCUAUAACCUACCCACUCAGGUCUCUGCCAUUCAUAUUGAGUUUACAGAGUAUUACUUCCCAGAUAAUCCGGAGCUUCCAGUUCCCUGUCCCAAUCUCUACAUUCAGUUAAAUGGUCUGACAUUUACCAUGGAUCCUGUCAGUUUGCUCUGGGGAAACCUCUUCUGCCUGGAUUUAUACCACAGCUUGGAGCAGUUCAAAGCUAUCUAUAAGCUGGAAGAUUCAAGCCAGAAAGAUGAACACUUGGACAUCCGACUAGAUGCUUUCUGGUUGAAGGUGAGCUUCCCACUGGAGAAGAGAGAGGAGGCUAGGUUGCAUCGUCCCCAGGCUCUUGCCAUUUCUGCAUCAAGAAUGACUGCCACCAAUACACGUCAUGCCCCACAUUGUAGCUGUCCAGAUCUCCAGAACCUCUUCCGGGGUUUUACUGCUGCUGAGUUCUUUCAUUCCAAUUAUAUUCGCUUUCCCAAGGUCCCAGGUGGCUUUAGCCUUCUGCACAUGCUUUUUUUGCAUCAUGCCUUCCAGAUGGAAUCCCACCUCCCUCAGCCUGGUACCCUCCCUCUCAAGAGGCCUAAGGCGUCCCAGGAUCUUUGGUCCCUCCACUUUGCCCAGAUCUCCUUGGACUUUGAGGGAACAGAGAACUUCAAAGGUCAUACCUUGAAUUUUGUGGCCCCUUUCCCCUUGUCCAUUUGGGCCUGUCAGCCCCUCCGCUGGCAGCAAGCUGAGGCGCAGAAGCUCCUUUCAUCUACAGAGGGGAGACUAAAACUAUCAGCCAGCUUUGGAAGUCCUGGCCAAUCUGAGGCUCUUGUCCCUGACUCUGUGUCCCAUCAGAGAUCAAAGACUGAGCAUGAUUUGAAAAGCCUAUCAGGACUUACAGAAGUCAUGGAAGUUCUGAGGGAAGGCAGUGGUGGUGUGGACAGCAAAGGACCACUGACAGAGCUAGAGGAUGCAGCAGAUGUUCACAUGCUUGUACACUCCUCCUCCCAUGUCCGAGUGAGGCUUGACCACUACCAGUACUUGGCUCUGCUUCGCCUGAAGGAGGUGCUGCAGGGUCUUCAGGAACAGCUGACUAAAGAUACAGAGGCCAUUACUGGGUCUCCCCUGCAGUCCCAGACAGCUUGCAUUGGACUCCUCUUCCCCAGCGCUGAGGUGGCUUUGCUCAUGCAUCCUGCCCCUGGGGCUGGUAAGGCCGACUCUGCAGGUUCAGAUACUACCAGCCUCAUAGAUUCGGAGCUCUGUCCUUCAGAGGAUCGGGAGCUGAAGUCUGAUGCUUCCUCAGACCAGGGCCCAGCAAGUCCUGAGAAGGUCCUGGAAGAUAGUGGCAUUGAAAAUCUGGAUGCAUCCCAGGAUAGGCCACUGCCUCUCCAUAGUAAUGGAGAACUGCAGGACCCAGGUUCACUUGCACAGCAGCUGGCAGGGAUAGGCCAUGAGGCAGUUGAGUCUCUUCAGACCAAGAGAGGGAGCAGAGCCCAAGCACCUAGCUCACCAGCUGUGUUGAAGUCCACAGGUGGCAGAGAUACCACUGUGAAUGGACAGGGUGAGCUCAUUCCCUUGAAAAACAUUGAGGGAGAGUUGUCAAGUGCUAUUCACAUGACCAAGGAUGCCACCAAGGAGGCCCUACAUGCCACCAUGGACCUCACCAAGGAAGCUGUGUCCCUGACUAAGGAUGCCUUCAGUCUGGGCAGAGAUCGAAUGACCUCCACCAUGCACAAGAUGUUAUCCCUGCCCCCAGCCAAGGAACCCAUAGCCAAGAUAGACGAGGGGAUGGCCGCCCCAGUGAGUGGAGGUGCUGCCCGACUCCGAUUUUUUUCAAUGAAAAGGACGGUAUCUCAGCAGUCAUUUGAUGGUGUCUCCUUGGAUAACAGUGGCCCUGAAGACCAGAUUUCAGUGGACAGUGAUGGCAGCGAUAGCUUUGUGAUGCUCUUGGAAUCUGAAUCUGGUCCAGAAUCUCUCCCACCAGGUUCUCUUCCAAAUGUCUUGGGAGAUGCUGCUGUUGAAGGGAGCCCUGUUGUGGAUAAUUAUGGACAGGGAUCACCAGAGGCCAACAGUUCAGUCUCACCCAGUGGGGCAGACCUCAGUCUUCACCUGGUCUCAGUUCUGGUCCUGAAGGUGAAUGAGGUGUCAUUUGGGCUUGAGGUACAUGGCGAGGACCUGACUGUGGCCCUGCAAGCAGAGGAACUGACCCUUCAGCAGCUGGGCACCAUGGGACUCUGGCAAUUCCUGCAUGGACACUGCCCAGACACAAGCUUUCAGGAAUCCUCAACUUUGAAUACUGGCCACGUCAGUCCAGCUGUGGGCCUUCGCUUUGAGGUGGGGCCUGGUGCAGCUGUUCACUCCCCCCUGGCCAUACAGAAUGGCUUCUUGCAUUUCUUGCUUCGUGGCUGUGACCUAGAGCUGUUCACUUCAGUGCUCAAUAGCUUGGGGCCUUUCUUAGAGGAUGAGGAGAUUCCAGUGAUAGUUCCCAUGCAGAUUGAGCUCCUGAACUCCAGAAUCACAUUGAAGGAUGACAUCCCACCUGUCUAUCCGACGUCCCCAGGCCCUAUCCCCAUCACUCUGGCCAUGGAGCACAUUGUGCUGAAGAGGAGUGAUGAUGGUAUUUUCCACAUAGGUGCUGCUGCUGAGGACAGACCACCUAAAGAAGUACCUAAAAGUGAGAAGAGGCAGCCCCCAAAAGAACAGUUGUUUCUGGUACCCACGGUGGAGGCUUUUGGACAGCAGGUGAAAGAACUGCCCAUCCUACAAAAGGAACUUAUAGAAACCAAACAAGCAUUGGCUAAUGCCAACCAGGAUAAGGAAAAACUUCUUCAGGAGAUUAGAAAAUAUAACCCCCUCUUUGAGCUCUGACAGCAUCACCUCAGCUGUCUGUGCCACGGAGAGAGAUCACCAGCAAUAGCACCGCCUAGGACAGAAGGCACCAUCCAGUGUCAACUAAGUCUGCCUAAGGAUGCCAGAGACUGGGGAGUGCCGAACUUACUCUUUGAAGGUGUACUUUCUAUUAUCUGUUCUAACUUGGAUGGAGGACAGGCAAAACAUGACCACUUCCUAGGAAAUUGAGGGCAGCUUUGUGCGUGGCUCAAGCAUCAUUUCUCGCCUGUAUAAAGCCUUUCAGCCCUCUAUGCUAGGUGGAAUCUUCUGGGCAUUAUAGAGCCAUUUCACCUCUUGGUUUCAUGGCAGAGACAUUGCUUCCUCCACAACCUGUGUGAAAAGGGGAAAGUACCCACCUCCUCAGUCACCCACAGAGCCACCAAAGAUUAUAAGUCCCAGAGCUUCCUGUAGCAGACCUGAACAGGCAUUGGCCUGAGUUUUGGCCUUAGUAGUGGAGUAGAAUAGGAAAUAGCCCAGCAAAGCAGGGCACCAGGAGAGGCACAAAAAUAAGGGGACCUGGAUCCCGCCUUUUUGGAAAGGGAAUCAAGUUCAUAUCCUCUUGGCUGAUAUUACUGUCAAAUUUUUCAGGGUUAAGCUUCCUUUCUUUUAUCCCUUCAUCAUUGUGAUGCUGUGGUAGAAAGUAAACAAGGGCAAAAUUAUAGUAUCAUCCCCUUUUAUAACAUGAUGUAUUUGAAAUUUAAAUCAAGAAAAAAUAUUCAUUCAAAGUUGGGUUGAAUUGAAGACAUGCUGUGGUAGGGAUAAUUGGGGGUCUUGAUUCUGAAACCCGUUCCCCUGCCUAGAGUCCAGCCUCUCCUUCACAGACACACCUGAGAUUAGUCCCUCUCUUUCCCUGGGGCCCUGGCACAUCCGCUUUCCCAGCAUUGUGACUUUCUACCAGUGCUCUUCUCAGCACUUGGUGGUUUGGGGGUUGGAAAUAUUUUAAACAUCUCAACCUGUUGCCUUUCACCCGCCGCCCCCCCCCCCCCCACUGUGGCUUUUUAAAAUCAUGUACUUUUGACUUAAGUUAAACAAAACAAAACAAAACAAAAACCCAGACAAAACCCUUUAAUCUGGCUAGGUUUGCUUUCUGUCUUACAAAAGAUCUUUUUUUCCUACAUGAUUCUUCACCAACCAUCUACCUCCAUCCAUAGUGCUCUGUGGUAUACUUCAAGCUGUGUUGAUUGGACAGAAGUUCAUCAGAUGACUCACCUUGACUUGGCAAUGUGGUAAAAUAGUGAUUUAAUUGUGUCACUAAAGUCUAAAUCACACAUGGCCUAUUGAAGGAAAGGUAAAAUGGUUUAUUUUUUACCUUUUAUGGGAUAUCAUGCUUGACUUGUAUACACCAGUUUUUUGAGGAUAAAAAAAAACAUGUAUUCAAGAAGGCACUAGCUCUAAUUUGUUCAGGUUUUAAAGAGCUUUUGUCCAGGUUCUUCACUAAGGCAAUUUUAAAAACACAGUUAUUAUGGGAUUGUGCAAAUAUUUUGUCAUAUUUAGGAAACAACUUAGUGACUUAGAAACAAAAAAAACAUCUUUCUGGAAGGAGAAUGCUAACAGGAAGAUUCCUAAAGAUCAAUGCUUGGUUCAAAUUUAUUUAAGAUUUAAAAAAAAUUAAAGUCACUUUUUCUAAGCAGUGAAAAGUCAAAUGAGAUUUAAAAAAACAAAACAAAAAACUGCAGGAUGAUCACAAGCAGGGCUGUGAAUACUAAGAAAAGUGAUAUAUGGGGUUCAGCAUAAGAAAGUAGAAGGUAACGUGUUUAUGAUAAGGCGGUGAACUCUGUUAGAACUCAGGAAAGAAACUGAAGCAUUACUGAAGAGGGAGGAGGGGUCAAUGUGCUGCUAUGGCCAAAAGCCUUCUAGGCAUCAUUAGGAAGGGCACUUGGGAGACAGCACAGAAAACACCACCUCAUUCAAAACUGUGGUUAUGUCUUAAUCAAAAUGCCCGUGCUUUUCUGGUGAUCUUAUUUAUGAAACAUAAAGUGACGGGGCAAGGUCUAGAGAAGAGCAAAAGUUAUCGGGGGGCAGAGGUAUUUCCACAUGAGGACACAUCUUUGAAAUGUGGACUAGAUUCUGGGAAGACGAAAGCUGAGGUUGAAUGUUUGAUCACAUAUUCAAUCAGGAGCAAGGACAUGUUCACUAGGUCCUGAAAUACUGACUCUAGGGCUCUACCUCAUAGCCUUAGUUAAAAGAAUGCAUGUGGCAUAGUGAAUCAGAAACUUAUGGAGCUUGUUGUCCAAGAAGUGAUGCCAGCAGAGACGAUACAUGGGUGUGGUAGGUUUAAGAGGAAUCUCUGUACAAUGGCCUCCCAGAGAGAAAUUGUAGAAAACUAGAGGUAUUUGGUGAUACACAACUGAGAGGGUGACUGUGUCCCUCCACAACCCUCCCUCCCCCUUUAGUGCUUCUUUCAAAGACAGAAUGCUGAACUGAAUGGAUCACUGGUCCUCUCAAGUAUGGCAUUUGUAAUUCUAGGGGUUGUGAUGGGGAAAUCCUAAAACCCAAAAAUAGGGUAGCCUCAGGCUCACCUGAAUUGGUUUAAAAUCACACUCUGAUUCUCUUCCCUUCCCCUCCUCCCUUGACUACCACUUCCCUCUACCAAUAGGCAUUGUUUGAUGUACCUUUACCUAAAGCUGGUGUUUGGUGGAAGGCGGUAGAAACAAAACCAGUGAGCAUUAAGGCUAAUCUCUUAGUGGCCAGAGCUCAGAAUUCUGGACUCUCUGGAAUUCGUAGCUCUUGUUCAUGUGACAAAUGGAGUCCUAGAACUUAUUACUUUCCUUAUGUAGCAGCUUUGGCCAUAGUUUCUUGAAAUCCUCUCUCAAGAAAUGUGGUAGGGGUCAUUAUCCCAUGGGAGUUUGGUAAAAGUCAUCUUGUAUACCUUCACACUCCUGUUCAUUGGGGGAAGGAAAACUUUUUCAUAAUGAGGAACUGUGAACUGGUUGGUAGUCCUCAGGAUACGUAUCAAGGAAAAUAAUGGAAGGAAAAAAUAGUGACGGCCCCUUUGGACUGCUUACAAUUUCUGCCUCAGAGUUGCAAUUCUCUGUGGACAAGAAAUGACAAUACCUCAAGAAAAUGCUCGGGGUGAUAGCACUACUAUCUCUGAAAGACUUCAGCUGCUGCACAUUACCAUUUCAGCUGGGAAGCAUUUACAACUACGUAUUAUCUAUGAUUGUCCAGAUUUCCUGUUUACAUGUAUAUACUGAGAAUAUGCUUUAGCACAUAUGGACUAGAAUUUAAAUCCUCUCUAGCUGUUUCGCAGGAAUGGUUAUCAAUCUCAUUGAGUUCUGUUUUCAACUCACUGGAAUAAUUAACCUAGUUUCUGUGACUUAAGACAAAAAGAAUAGGUUCUAUUCAUGUGAUGCCUCCUUUUUUACUGUAUAUGUAGUCUGAUCCUCAUUUUGCUGUGGGUCUCAACUUUUAUGCCCCCUUUUUCUUGGUCCUGAAAGUACUUUCUGCGUUUGGAAUAUAUAAGAGAGAAAUAACAUCUCCCCAUAGACACCCCAUAACAUAAAUGCCUCCGUUUAACUCAUUUAUGUUAGUUUCCUCUCAGGCUAGUUUUGGGGGAUAGUGGAAAGAAGGUAGUUUGAAGUACUGCCAUAAUAUGGGAACUUUCUAUUCCAGAUCAUUAAACCAAAGUUGUUUUUUUCAUAUUUAAUACUUGCCUAAACUUCUAAAAUUAGUUACAGUAAAAUCACAAAACCAUAGAAACAACUGAAUUUUGUUCUCAAGCUAGUAGGAUGCCAUUUGGUUAUUGGAGCACUAAAAGUUGUGUUGUUGCCUUGAUUUACCAUAGUCAUUAUUAAGUGUUUCAGAGAGAAUCUGUUACGUUGCAUCAUCCUUUCAGGCCCUCGGACCUUUACCUCAUUGCUUCCCCUACCUUUUGCUAGAAAAGAGAUGUGCCCAUUCACCUCUUACAACAUGCACAAGGGGAAGCACGGAUGGAGAACCUCUAUGUAACAGUGAGGCUUUUGGCCAGACUUAGGAUGUGAUCUUCCUCCCAUGAAAAUUUCAGUCUUAUUCAGUACUUCUAACUAUAAUAGGUAUAGUUCCUCCAGUUUAAAAAAUUCGUGCUGGAGCUGAGAGACCAUAUUUUUUGUUGGUUUGUUAGUUUUUGAUCAAGAUGUAGUCUGAGUCUUACAGCAUUUCUUUGUGGAAUGCUCCACUGAAAUGUCUUCUCCAUUGGCUAAAUGUAUGUGGAAAGUCAUGAGUUUUGAUAUGUAAGAUAUUAAAGGCAGAUUAGCCCAAUUUCAUGAGUCCAAGCUGUUUCUUCCACUCUGGGUGUUAAACUGAAUUGGAAUCUUUACUAGGACAAGCUUGGGAAAGCUUCAGAGCCCUUCUGAUGACACUGAAUGAUAGAAAAGGCUUCCUGGGGAUUGCCAAUUAAAUCCAGUAGCCUUAUUACUGCUAAUCACUGUCAAGAAAAGGUCACUCUAUUGCCCUCUAUUGGUGGAAAACAAUGAGAAUGUAUUUGAUGAACUGGAAUCCUGGUCAGUAUUGGGAAAUUUCAAUGUUGCAAUAUCUAAUCAAACCUGGAGUGUACUGGUUCUGUGAACCACCUGAAAAAAAGCAAAUUAAACUUAUUAAACAAUA
Choloepus didactylus (southern two-toed sloth) is the source of this 9801-nucleotide messenger RNA. RefSeq names its product UHRF1 binding protein 1 (gene BLTP3A). The transcript has 21 exons. The coding region runs from base 817 to 5199 and encodes 1460 amino acids. Lineage: Eukaryota; Metazoa; Chordata; Mammalia; Pilosa; Megalonychidae. Gene Ontology annotation, molecular function: histone deacetylase binding. The record is from RefSeq and is a predicted model, not a curated record.